UAUGCGCAAGCUCUCAAUCGCGGUGGCGUUGGUCGGCUUGCCUGAAGUCCUGUUCCUGGACGAACCGUACGCCGGCGUCGACGUGCUGGCCAGGACGCGCAUCCACGAGAAGCUCAACCGCAUCAAGGACAGCACGGAAUGCAGCAUCGUGCUCACUUCUCACAGCUUGGAAGAAUGCGAGGCCGCCUGUGACCGGAUAUGCAUUAUGGUUCAAGGAACGAUGGUCUGCCUGGGCACAUUACAGCACCUUAAGGAUAAGUUCGGCAAAGGUUGCCGAAUCCAAUUCAUGCUUCCUGACGAUACCAAGGUCAAGUCUCAGGAACUGAUAAAGGACGUCGGUAACGCGUUCCCAGACAUGACGGUCUUGAAUACAAGUCCACAACUCCUCGAAAUCCGUAUCGAGGCAAAGCUUCCAUGGAGCACAAUUUUUCAAAGAAUUGCAUCGCUGGAGAAGGACAUCGAUUUCGAGCAUGUACUCGUUUCAGAUAACACCUUGGAGCAAUUAUUCAUUGAGUUUGCUAAGGAAGGCAAAAGGAAAGAAAAUAUUGCUGCCACUCAUCCAUCCACAGCCUAACCUCGACGGCUUUCUUUGGAAGCCAUAACAGAAUAUCUGACUGUGACCUGUUCAGUUCCGACUUGUGUGAA
Messenger RNA from Dermacentor andersoni, 645 nucleotides. The record is from RefSeq and is a predicted model, not a curated record. NCBI's taxonomy places the organism in Eukaryota, Metazoa, Arthropoda, Arachnida, Ixodida, Ixodidae.